AUGAGAGUGAAGUACAUGACAGCAAUGACAAAAGGAACUAAUAUCAAACCUAAUGAAAUCGCUCACGAAGACAUAGAGCUUAACAAGUACUUUGUGGAAUAUCUUAUAAGUGAAGAGUAUGUAAGACCUUACUUCAUGUUUGACAGCAUGAAUGAGGAUGUUAUUUCAUGGUUAAAGAAUAUAAGCAAUGUUUUCGGUAAGUACGUCAUAGAUGACAAAGGUCUUGUUGUAUUUUAUGAGACAGCAAUACGAACACAGGAACUAAUGGAUAUUAUGCACUCAACAGCAAAGAAAGGAUUUAGUACUAUUGGCAUGAAUGAACAUUGCAGGAAUGACAUAUACAACCUAUGCUCACGAAAGCCUUACACAAAAGCAAUACAAAUGAUAGAACAUAAGCGUCUAAGGUCAGCAAAUGAAAUCAUUACUGUCAGUGGUUAUGAAAGAACUGUUAGCAAAGAUGAGUGGAAACAGCUAUUCAUAUUAAGGAAGGACGUGCUGAACUAG
Molecule: messenger RNA, 504 nt
Organism: Trichomonas vaginalis G3
Lineage: Eukaryota; Parabasalia; Trichomonadida; Trichomonadidae
Exons: 1
Coding region: 1-504 (167 amino acids)
Source: RefSeq, a predicted model, not a curated record